Messenger RNA from Silurus meridionalis, 2045 nucleotides. It is a transcript of the gene abi3a, whose product is annotated as ABI family, member 3a. The record is from RefSeq and is a predicted model, not a curated record. Gene Ontology annotation, molecular function: SH3 domain binding. NCBI's taxonomy places the organism in Eukaryota, Metazoa, Chordata, Actinopteri, Siluriformes, Siluridae. Gene Ontology annotation, cellular component: lamellipodium.
AACUUGUGUGUGUGUGUGUGUGUGUGUGUGUGUGUGUUAGAUGACGCGUCUCCGCUUCUGCUUUCGCAGCGCGAGCCCACAGGCGCACUUCUGCAGACGGAGUUUCCGGAGCUGCACGCUCACACACACACACUUUCUCUUUCUCUUAUUGUCUCUCCGUGUCUCUCGAACAGCGAUGAAGGAGCAAAGCUGCACGGAGGAGAUCACGACCAUCCUUCAGCAAGCCCCAGACGCACGAAAUGCGCUCCUGGAAAACUACAACAACCUGCGCAAUGUGGCCGAAUACUGCGAGAGCAGCUACCUCCAGGCAGGAGGAGAUACGAUUAAAGCUCUGGAGGAAACCAAGGCCUUCACCACUCAGUCUUUAGCUAGCGUGGCCUACCAGAUUAGCACGCUAGCCACCAGCGUACUCAAACUGCUGGAUGCUCAGUGCUCACAGCUCCGUCACAUUGAGUCCAACAUCAACCUCAUCGGACUGACUGUAGAUAUGCACCGGGAGAAGGUGGCACGUCGAGAGAUCGGUGCUUUCACUGUUGGUAAGAGAUACUCGAGGAGCAGUAAAAUCAUCCUACCUCCAGCCAGUAAAGAUCCUAAACCCAAAUACAGCCGUACACCGAUCUCCUACAGCGGCCUGGACACACUGGGGCAUGGCAUGAAGGACUCGAAGCCACAGGAAAGAAAAGCGACCAUAAACCGCAAGCAUGGCGGCACACUCAGUAGGAAUCGUCCAACCGAGUGUCCCGUGGCUCCCACUUUGUCUCGUGGAGCAUCUAUAACCUCGCUCAGCGACAAAUCUACGACCUCCAGUUUUGGGAAAGCAGUUCCUCCUCCAGUCGUACCCAGCUGGCCGAUGACAUCCGAGCCUGACAUCGUCAGCACACUCCUGGAGGACACGCCCCCUCCUCCACCCCCAGUGAUGGAUGGAGUAGGGGAAGUGAGGUCUGAGAUUGUUGUAGCUCCACCCCCUGCUCCUCCUCCUCCUGACAUGUGUGAUUUCCUUCCUCCUCCACCUCUUGAUCCUAUGGAGGAGAUCCAUGAGUUAGAUCCCGGUCCACCGCUGGAGACCGUGCUUGAAGAGAAUGGCCUUCCUCCCCCAGAGACUGAUGGGCUCCAUCUUCCUGCUCCUCCUCCUCCUCCUCCCCUUCCACAGGCCCUGGAGAAUGGAGAAGCUCGCCGCUCUCGCCGUUAUCGGGGGCGUCGCCCUCCCAGCACCCGCUCUCUAUCUUUGCGGCUUCGCCCAGGCUCCGCCCCCCGCUCGCUGCACACGCGCUCGCUUUUCCUGUCCAACAGCCAAUCACUCAUUAUUCCCCCGCCCCCUCCAUACCCGCCUCCUCUGGCUCCGCCCACUUUGAGCUCUCUGUGCCGGAUUCCUGCUCGGCUGCAGCACCUGGACCUGGAGAUUCCUGCUCCUCCACCUCCUCCACCCAUGGACUGCAUCGAUGGUUUCGAGGAGGUUCCUCUACCUCCACCUGUGGACUAUGACACCUCUGCUCCUGCACAGUACUUGGAGAAAGUGGUGGCUCUUUACAGCUAUGAACCAGGCAAACCGGGGGAGUUGUCCUUUCAGGAAGGAGACGUGAUCUACCUGACCAAGAUGAACGAUAACGGCUGGUGCGAGGGCAUCCUGAACGGCAUGGAGGGAUACUUCCCUAGAAAUUAUGUCACAUCCGAGACCUAAAUGAGCGCUGGAACACAAAAUGCCUAAAUUUAUUUUUUCUUUAAACAUCAAAAGGAUGAUAUUGAUGUGUUCCUUUAGAGAAAUUCUAAAUAUAUGUUUGAUUAUUGUAUACGUCAAGAACAAAGAUUUUGUAUCAAAUUAUAAAUGUUUCUAUAUAGCAUCGUUAAUGUUCCAAAGCAAAUAAUUUAUGUAUUUAUUAACACCAACUAACACAGAAAACCUGAUCAGUCUUGCCUGAGUGCCUUCUAACGAUCGCUUUUCCCAGAAUGCAUUGUUGUCUCUUUGUUUGCUUUGUAGGAGUGUUGGAUGUUGUUAGAACUUCUUCUUCUUAGUCGUCUUCUUGAAUAAAAUCUCUCCAUUUAUUGGC